AGCACCUCAGUUCUCAGGAAAGAACGUCCGACAUCGGUACCUCGUGUGAGUCCCGAGUCACGAGCUCUGCCAGUGGACGCACUAUCUCGUCGUCGCCGUCGUUGCCGCCACCUUAAUCCCGUUCGAAGAUUCUCUCACCUGGCGGGCGAGCGAAUUCGCGCCUCCGCGUUCAGUGCGUUCAGCGUUCCGGUAAGAAAAGCCUCGUUCGUCCGUAUCCGGAAAUGUCGUUUCUUCCGAGGUGCAUUCGGUGAUCUCGCGAGAUCGACAGUGCGCCCACUGCUGCGGACGGAUUAAUUGCUGACCCGAGUCGGUGUGGUAGCGGAACGGCUUCCUUCUCGGCUUGCCGCUACGACUACGUGCUGAGUGGACGUCCAAGGUCGGAGUUCACGCGGAAGGUCGCGCCCGCCAAGGAAAUGGAACGCAGGAUCGCGACAUUUUGCUUCCUCCUCGUCGUGUCGGCCGCCAAAGGAUCUAAUGGCGCCGGAUGUGGUUAUCCGGGUGCACCGGCGCACAGCAGCGUGCGUUUUACCGGCACGGAGGUCGAAGAUGUCAUAGACGAGGAGGAUGCUCUCCUUAAGGACACCACGUUACCGGUGGGCACCGUGGCCACGUAUUCCUGUGAACGGGGAUUCGAACUCCUGGGACCUGCGAGAAGGCAAUGCCAAACCGACGGCAUGUGGGCGCCGGAAGGUGUGCCUUUCUGCGUUCUGAACGUGGCCGGCGGCAAGGCGCCGAUGCAGUCCAGCAACACGGACGGCGGAAUUCCGCAACGCGCGGUCGACGGAAGUAGCAGUGAGAUUUACACGUCGCAGGCCUGCACCCUGACGAAGCUCGAACGCAGACCAUGGUGGUACGUGAACCUGCUGGAGCCGUACAUGGUGCAGCUGGUGCGUCUGGACUUCGGCAAGCCGUGCUGCGGUGACGGUAUCCCCGGCACUAUCGUCGUCCGAGUCGGCAACAAUCGGCCAGACUUAGGAAUAAAUCCGAUUUGCAAUCGGUUCAACGGGCCACUGGAGGAAGGACAGCCGCUCUUCUUGCCCUGCAACCCGCCGAUGCCAGGAGCUUUCGUCUCGGUGCACCUGGAGGCCGACGACAUCCCAGUGCAGCUCUCCUUGUGCGAGGCGUUCGUCUAUACCGAUCAGGCACUGCCGAUCGAGAGGUGUCCUCAAUUCCGGGACCAACCGCCGGGAUCGACGGCGACCUACAACGGAAAGUGCUACAUAUUCUACAAUCGCCAGCUGGUAUUCAAAGAUGCUCUGGCCUUCUGCCGCAAUCGAGGCGGCAGUCUCGUGGACGAGAGCAAUCCUGCUCUGCAAGGCUUCAUCUCCUGGGAGCUAUGGAGGCGACACAGGAGCGACACAUCCAGUCAGUACUGGAUGGGCGCGGUUAGGGACUUGAAGGAUCGGACGUUGUGGAGGUGGACCGCAAGCGGCGAAGUGGUGUCUGUCUCGUUCUGGGACUUACCUCAAGGUACAAACGACUGCGCUCGAUACGACGGUGGUAGAGGCUGGCUUUGGACCGAUACGCCUUGCACAGCCCGGCUGAAUUUCAUCUGCCAACAUCAACCACGAGCUUGUGGCAGACCCGAGCAGCCGCCGAAUUCUACGAUGACGGUGAUUAAGACACCCCGGAGCCCGAACUUCACCAGCGCGUACGAAGUCGGGACGACGGUGGAGUACAACUGCAACGCGGGCAAUCUUCUGAUCGGGCCGGGGACCCGCACCUGUCUCGACACCGGCUUCUACAACGACUUCCCACCGGUGUGCAAAAGUAUCGAGUGCGGCUAUCCCGCGAGCAUUAAGCACGGUGGUUAUACACUCAUUAAUAAUACUGUCAGUUACCUCAGUCAAGUACUCUACUCUUGCGAGGAGGGCUACGAGAUGACCGGACGCGCCCGAUUAACUUGCGACAUCGACGAACGCUGGAACGGCCCGCCGCCGCGAUGCGAGCCGAUACUUUGCGAUCCCCCGGCUGUGGUCGCGCACAGCACCAUUCAUGUGGAGGAGAUCGACGAAGACCAGAGCGUCCCGGUCAGGAACAGUUUCAACCGGAGCCUGCUGGUCGGUAGCAUCGUCACUUACACGUGCGAGAAAGGCUACCGGCUCGUCGGUUUCCGGCAGAUACUCUGCUUGACUACCGGACUGUACGAUCAUGUCGCACCCACAUGCACAGAAGAGCCACGGACAACCGUGACCGUUCCCUCCCGAGCGACGGCACGUCCGUCGACCCCGAAGGUCCGGCCGUACCUGACACCGCGUAUCAGGACGACGACGAGCUCGCCCACAGUGGCCACCAGCAGCACGACCUCCUUGCCGCCCCGGAACGUAGCCAACACGGCGGAACUGCCGGCCACAGUGAGGGAGACUGUGUCGAAGAGGCCGAGCAUCGGGCUGAACAAACCGGCGCCGCCGACGGUGCUGAACGACGCCGAUCAUCCGCAGGACAAUGAGAUAUCCGGGAGCGGAGUCGAUCACGCCCAGGCGGGGAUCGGAGCGGCCGUGCCGGAACCGUCCGGCCCGUUCAGGGUGGACAGCGCCGAGCAGCCGAGCGGCGCUCACCAGGCCAAGCUGAAUCUUGGCGCCGUGAUCGCGCUGGGAGUGUUCGGCGGCUUCGUGUUCCUCGCCGCGGUGAUCACGACGGUGGUGAUACUCAUACGCAGAAACCGUGGAAGAAGCAGUAAGCAUUAUCGUCACCGUGCGUCGCCCGACUGCAACACCGUAGCCAGCUUCGACAGCAGCUCGUCGGAGAGCCGGGGAGGUCUGAAUCGGUACUACCGUCAAGCCUGGGAGAACCUGCACGAGACCGCCGGCCACAAGGCCGGCCAUCCGCCGCUCCGUCGCAAGGAGACCCUGGAUGAACCAGGAUACCGAGAGAACUUCCGCACCGGCAACAACACCGAGCGCGACGGCUCGGAGCUGGUCGUAAGCGACGUGGCCGCGUACCCGUCCAGCAAGCACGCCAGCAUCUCCGACAAGAAGCGCCAUCACCACCACCAUCAUCACCAUCACGGUAGCGCGACGCCCGACUGGAGACAGUCGCAGUCCCACCAUAGAUACUAAAGGGUCGAGAAGAAACGACGAGCGAGAGACUUUCUGUCGUUCGACUCGCUACGGUCGCUACGGUCGUCUGCGCGCGAUCUCGCAGGCGGAAGGACGUAGGAAGGACGUAGGGAGCCUGUAGUGAACGUUCAGCAAACGCGGCUUCGAAGGGUCCACCUUUGAACGAGGGCGCACGGCGAAUACUCCAGCAAUCUGUAGCCCAGACGCGGGAAUCCAGAAACGAGCCGGGAUGUAGAUCCUGCAUACGUAUUGUUCUGUUUUACGUCGUAAAUUAUUUAUAUUAUCGUCGCUCUCGCCGUACGAGAUGUAAAUACAUGACAAUUGUAGCUGGUAAGAAGUAGCCCUUAACGACACACGCACACAUACACACAGAGGUAGUUCGUAAGCUUAAGAACGGCGAGUCGUCAUCGAGGAAGGUGGUAGAAGCUGGAUCGCAGAGGACAUGCCAAAAACAGCAAAGAAGUAAUAUUGUAAUAAUGAUCAAACAGAUGUUAAUGUAACGCUUAACGGUAAGGUUACUGUAAGACAACAACCCGGGGAUUUCACGUUUUUACAUUUGGAGAAGCACGACGACGUCCAAGGGAUGUCGGCGCCACCGAUAUCGGCGAAAUUCAUAUCCGUUAUGGGUACCUUGGCCUCGCUUUAAAAGGAUCGCUAUGUUUCCAGACAAACGGGACGCUGCAUAUAGGUGUCGUUAAGGGAAGGCCGAUGUUAUCCAUUCAGGAAUCAAAGAGACGCGCCGCGUCAAAUGCGGCGCGCGUCCGACGGCAAAUGUACGAAGGCACUCGCGGAAAAAAAUUCCCAUGCGCCUCGCGAAUCGCUCUAACGUUAUACCUGCUAAUAUAUAUUACUAUGCUACUACCGAGUUCUCUUGUAAUAU
This is a messenger RNA of Dinoponera quadriceps, 3939 nucleotides long. RefSeq lists its product as uncharacterized. Bases 414 to 3059 code for a protein of 881 amino acids. The record is from RefSeq and is a predicted model, not a curated record. Lineage: Eukaryota; Metazoa; Arthropoda; Insecta; Hymenoptera; Formicidae. The transcript has 11 exons.